Biomphalaria glabrata is the source of this 2206-nucleotide messenger RNA. RefSeq names its product ankyrin repeat domain-containing protein 45-like. The coding region runs from base 625 to 1575 and encodes 316 amino acids. Gene Ontology annotation, molecular function: protein binding. The transcript is spliced from 8 exons. Lineage: Eukaryota; Metazoa; Mollusca; Gastropoda; Planorbidae. The record is from RefSeq and is a predicted model, not a curated record.
GCGAUUCUUUUUUAUUGAGUCUCGCAACCAAUCAAUUGAGACUAAAAUAAUGGACACUUUUGUUUAUGGAGCAACGGGCUCAUUCGAAUAAAUGAAUAGCUCUUGAUAUUAUUAUUAUUAUUAUAGAGACGGGUCUAGAUCUAGAUCUCAAUCUUAGAUUGUAAUCUAGAUAAAUAUACUGUAUUUUUUAUGUUAAUUGCUCUACCUUUCAUUACACUGUUACUUAUCGAUCUACAUCUAGUAUAGUAUAAGUAAAGAACUGAGUUUCAGUUUGAGAAUUGUGAAUCACGACAUUCAUUGUCUUUAAUAGACUUUAUCAUUCAAGUUUCAACAUUGAUGAUUGUUGUAUUUUCAUAAUUUUGUCACUUGGUGACUUAAGUUAACUUACUUAAAAUUAGAACACAUAGUUUGAUGAUUAGAUCUAGUACUUAGAAUCUACAGACUUAGGUUCGUGACUUAGAUCUAGAUCUAGCUAGUUUUGUAGUUAUUGUCAGUUAUCAAUAGCCAAUUAACUUAUUAAGACAAUUGUAAAGUCUACUAAAGUAGUAGAUCUAGUCAACAGUAAUUCAAGUAAUUGUAAUAGUUUAGUAUUAAAAUCUAGUAAUACUCAGUAUUAGUAAUAGCAUGGCUCAUUUAGCUACUACAGGGUCAGUUAGCCAUACUAUCAUAUUAAAGGAAGAAGAGGAAUUUUCUCCUUCCAUGAGUCAUGCUGAAACAGAUGGUGAAACGCAGGAAUUAGAAAAUGAUUCUUUCCACUCAAGAGCUGAUCUACUAACAGAACAAACAGCAAAAUUAAGUAGAUCUAUAUCAAUGGAAGAAAAUGAUCCAUCUGAGACUGCUUUGGAAAGUAAUAUUGUAAUGCAGUGCAUCUAUAAAAAUAAUUUGGAACGUUUGCAAGAGUGUUUUCAAAAUGAAUUGGAUCACCAUAGAAAAGAGUUGCUUAGUUCACUAAAUCAGAGAGAUCUCUCUGGAAAAUCACCACUUGAUGUAGCAGCAUGCCUAGGAAGAUUUGAAAUUAUUCAAUUUCUUAUAAGCAUUGGGGCAGAAGUUAACAGUACUAGCUCAAAAGGCUACACGUGUCUGCACUAUGCUGCUGCAUGGGGAAGAAAGUCUGUUUUGAAACUUUUAGUUGAGAAGGGAGGCAACUUUCAUCUGAGAAAUAUAUUUGAGGAAAGGCCCAGAGAAGUUGCAAACAGAUAUAACCAGAAUGAAUGUGUUUAUUUUCUUGAUUGGGCAGACGCUAAAGUGAAACUUGAAGAUACUGUUUCAAAAUCUCUUGAGAUGGUAAACGAACAAGACAAAAAUGCCACUGUCAAAUUAACCAAGGAAGAAAAGUUUAUUGUUAUAAAUACCUGCAAAGAGAAGCAGGAGUGGAUGGACAAAAACAAAGAACCAAGUAUACAAGACUAUGAAAUGCACCUGACUUCAUUUUUAAAUAUUGUUCAACCAAUUUUACAGAAAAUAAUUGAACAAGCUUCAGUCUCAAUGAAAGAUGCUUCACUUAGCAGACCCCUUUCCAGAGUCAAGUAUCCAUCUAGCAGUCAUUCUCUAAAUGGGCCUAAAGUCAGGGUCUGAAGAGCAUGAGAAGUAGUACAUGAAUGUAGCAGUUCCGACUUGCCAGAGUUUCAAUCAGAGUUCAUGACUUACUGCUUUCUUGCAAAUUUUUCAUUUGGUAUUGUGUUUAAAAUCAAUAUUUACGUUAGUUAAUCAUCUUGCACAUUAAAAAUGGCAUUAAAAGUAUUGCUAAAGUAAAUUUUAAUGGCCUUAAUUUAAAAGCAAUGACUUCUUCUGUGAUAUUUCAUAUUUGUUUUUAUAAUUUUAAUUCUAGUUAAAAAGGAUGAAAGUACAACUGUUUGUCAAAUAUUGUAGAUCUAUAAAAACAUGUAUAUAUUUUUGUUAACAUAUAUUGAUUCAAUACCUGAGUGAUAUGUGGUUUUGGUUUUUGACUAGCUUAAAUUUUAUAAUAUUUUUUUUUAAAUACCAAGAAAAGACUCUAUGAAAGUUGUAGGUUAGGUUUAUCAUCUCUCUAUAUUUAAUUUCUUUUAUCUACACCUGAUUAUUAUAAACAUCUGGGAUUGACUUCGGUUAUAAAGUUGAAAGUGAUCAAAUAUAAAUCAUACUUAUUUUUAGUCUAUAAAAACUUUGACUAGAUGUUUUAUGAAAAUAUCAAUUCAAGAAAUAAUAAACAUUUUAUUCUCAUUUCUAA